Mercurialis annua (annual mercury) is the source of this 3055-nucleotide messenger RNA. Its product is annotated as leucine-rich repeat extensin-like protein 4. Gene Ontology annotation, molecular function: protein binding. The coding region runs from base 232 to 2487 and encodes 751 amino acids. The record is from RefSeq and is a predicted model, not a curated record. The transcript has a single exon. NCBI's taxonomy places the organism in Eukaryota, Viridiplantae, Streptophyta, Magnoliopsida, Malpighiales, Euphorbiaceae.
UGUCUUUAUUUUCUCUGCAUUAUUUCUCUUCACACACAUCUCUAAAAUCCCUAGAAAAAACCCUCCCUAUCUCUCUCCUCAAAAACCCACUCCCCCCUUUCUCUCUCUACAUUUUUCUCAGAUCUCUGCAUUUCCUCUAAUAACCUGCAUUUUCUUUGCCUGAACAGAAAUAAUCACAUAAACAAAAGGGCAUUUUAGGAAUAUUGUCAUUUUGCUAAUGUCUCAUUUGAGAUGAGGAAAACCACCACCACUACCGCCGCCGCCGCCGGAGCAGCAGUGACCAGAUUCUCUCCUUUUCUUCUCAUUAUCAGCACAAUCUUUUGCCUUUCCCUUUCUUGUUCAGCUACUAUCGCCUCCACCCACGGUGGUUUAACUGACGCGGAAGCUUUAUAUAUCAAGAAGCGGCAGCUUCUUUACUACAGAGAUGAGUUCGGCGACAGAGGAGAGCGGGUCACUGUAGACCCGUCUCUUGUUUUUGAAAAUCCAAGACUUAGAAAUGCUUAUAUUGCAUUACAGUCUUGGAAGCAAGCCAUUCUAUCCGACCCGUUUAAUCUCACUGGUAAUUGGGUCGGAUCUAGUGUUUGCGACUAUGAAGGUAUUUUCUGUGCUCCAGCUCUUGAUAACAAGACUGAAAGAACCGUCGCCGGCAUUGACUUGAACCACGGCGAUAUUGCCGGUUACUUGCCGGAAGAACUUGGGUUGCUUACGGAUCUUGCAUUGUUUCACAUAAAUUCAAACAGGUUUUGUGGUACGGUGCCGUUUAAGGUCAAGAACUGGAAGCUGAUGUUUGAGUUGGAUAUUAGCAACAAUCGGUUCGCCGGAAAGUUCCCGCGAGUUGUACUCAGGCUACCGGUGCUUAAAUUCUUGGAUCUGAGAUUCAAUGAGUUUGAAGGGACUGUACCGAGUGAGUUAUUCGACAAAGAUUUGGAUGCCAUCUUUAUAAAUCAUAACAGGUUCGUGUUCGAUAUUCCUGAUAAUUUUGGCAAUUCUCCGGUGUCGGUAAUUGUUCUGGCUAACAACAGAUUCCAUGGCUGUGUCCCUUCGAGUUUGGGUAAUAUGUCUAAUCUGAAUGAGAUUAUUCUGAUGAAUAAUAAGCUCAAGUCUUGCUUGCCGCCGGAGAUUGGUAUGCUUAAGAAUUUGACUGUGUUCGAUGUGAGCUUCAAUCAGUUGAUGGGUCCGUUGCCGGAUACAGUUGGGGGUAUGGUGAGCCUUGAACAGCUCAAUGUGGCUCAUAAUAUGCUGUCUGGAAGUAUUCCGGCGAGUAUUUGUCAGCUGCCGAAUUUGGAUAACUUUACUUAUUCUUAUAACUUCUUCAGUGGAGAGCCACCGGCAUGUUUGAGUUUGGGAGAUUUUGAUGAUUCGAAGAAUUGCUUGGCUGGCAGGCCGUCUCAGAGAUCGCCGGCGCAAUGUAGGGCGUUUAAGCCUGUGGAUUGUAGUACAUUUAGAUGUAAGCCAUUUGUUCCUACUUUGCCGGCUCCUCCUCCACCUUCGCCGCCAAUGCCAGUGCCUUCGCCUCCACCGGUUUCCUUGCCUCCACCAGUUUACUCUCCACCUCCACCUCCUCCAGUAAACUCUCCACCUCCACCUCCUCCAGUGUACUCUCCACCUCCGCCACCUCCUUCUCCUCCACCCCCUGUGUAUUCACCACCUCCUCCCCCUCCUCCACCUCCACCUCCCCCUCCCCCUCCACCACCAGUUUACUCACCUCCGCCUCCACCUCCCUCUCCACCCCCACCUUCACCGCCUCCCCCCCCACCACCAGUGUAUUCACCUCCGCCCCCACCACCAGUGUAUUCACCUCCGCCCCCACCACCAGUGUACUCACCUCCACCUCCACCACCUUCCCCACCUCCUCCAUCUCCUCCCCCACCCUCACCCCCACCGCCCGUAUACUCACCUCCCCCUCCACCUCCAUCUCCACUGCCUCCAUGUAUACGUCCCCCACCACCCCCUCCACCCUCACCAUCCCCACCUCCACCGCCAUUAUUCUCUCCCCCACCGCCAACCCCUUACUACUACAGCUCUCCCCCACCACCGUCGCCACCUCAUUCACCACCUCCACCACAUUCACCUCCUCCCCCACCACAUUCCCCACCACCUCCUAUCUAUCCCUACUUAUCACCACCCCCACCACCUACUCCUGUCUAUUCUCCACCCCCACCACCAACCUACUCACCACCACCACCAUCUCCGCCUCCUUGUAUAGAACCUCCCCCUCCUCCACCUCCCUGUGUAGAAUAUUCACCACCUCCUCCAUCACCAUCACCAUCACCACCUCCACCAGUACAUCACAAGCCACCACCAUCUCCAUCACCGCCGCCGCCACCCGUGAUUUACGCAUCUCCACCACCUCCAGCAGUACAUUACUACUCACCCCCACCUCCGUCUCCAUCACCGCCGCCUCCAGCUCCAGUGUACGAAGGGCCAUUGCCACCAAUACCAGGAAUAUCAUACGCAUCACCUCCACCACCUCCCUUCUACUAUUGAUUCUUUUGAGAAUUUUCCCCUCUAACCUUAAAUCAAAACCCCAAAAAAAAUACAGAAUUUAUGAUCGUGCAUUGUUAUUAUUGUUGUCUUUUGUCUUUGGGCUAUACUCAUGGCUCAUUGAGAAAAGAAUAAAGAGAAAAUUUGCAUAGGGUGUGUCAUCUGUGCAGUUUUUAGUCCACCAAAACAUAAGAGCAUUAUCAUUCACAUUAUUAGCAAGAGGGUACACAAGGAUUAUGAAUGAGAGGUAAGAGGAGAAAGUUUUCUCUCCAUAUUUAUUCGAUUGUUAUGAGUCUUAGUAAAAACAAUAAUAAGAAAAUGGCAGACAAAGUGUUUAGAUUUGCAGUAAUGUACAGUGAUGGGAAUCGGAGCUACUUCAGUUCCGGCUGCUGGUUUCGGGCUUUUUUAUUUUAUUUUAUUAUUAUUAUCUCUUCUUUUAUAUCAUACUUUUGUUUCAUUUUUUCUUAAUUUGAUAGUAUAAUCAUCAACAUUUUCACUUGUAUUGAUUUCCAGAAUUCACUCUCAUUUGUUCAUCUUCUUUCUCUAUAAUCUCCAUUUUCCUUCUGUUUUC